Messenger RNA from Pangasianodon hypophthalmus (striped catfish), 4461 nucleotides. It is a transcript of the gene scara5, whose product is annotated as scavenger receptor class A, member 5 (putative). The transcript is spliced from 10 exons. Gene Ontology annotation, molecular function: ferritin receptor activity. Gene Ontology annotation, biological process: iron ion transmembrane transport. The record is from RefSeq and is a predicted model, not a curated record. The coding region runs from base 446 to 1921 and encodes 491 amino acids. Gene Ontology annotation, cellular component: plasma membrane. Lineage: Eukaryota; Metazoa; Chordata; Actinopteri; Siluriformes; Pangasiidae.
UGUAAUCACGCGCACCUGUUGCAGAGAACCUGCGCUGGGUUUGUAAAUAAGUUUGUAGGUGCACUGGAUUGUAAAGCCUGUAGGCGUUUGGGAGCCUUUUUUUUAAUCCUCUGCACCAAAAAGAAGCAAAUCAAGCUGAAGACCAGGCUGGUGGAUGGAUAGAUAGAUAGAUAGAUAGAUAGAUAGAUAGAUGGAUGGAUGGAUGGAUUAAUGCAUUAAAGAACUUCAUGGUGCAGGAGAACACAAGAGCACCAAUCUGAUCUCAUGCAGAGAUUUAGAGGCGGACUGUUCAGUGUACAUCAGUGUGUGGAGAGAGAGAGAGAGAGAGCAGAAAACACACACACGAGCAGGAGGUGGAGGAGAAGUCGGGGUUUGGUUCUGUGCAGAGGAGGAGAAAGAGCAGGAUGAGAUUUUGAGAGUGGAGAAGCUUUUAUCAAGGUCCUGAAUGGAGAACAAGGCCAUGUAUCUGAGCACGUAUGAGGAGCGAGACAAUGGCUCGUUUUAUGAGGAGGGCUACGAUGGACGGAACCUGUCCAAACUCAACCUCUGUGAAGAAGCGAGUUCUGGAAAGCGGCGGAGGAAAACGGACAGCUGCUGCGGCCACUUGGACUCUCUGUCCGCCAUCAAAUAUGCCAUCGUUUCCCUCUACAUCCUGGUCUUGCUGAGUAUAUUCGGCCUCUGCAUCGCAGUUUCCAGGUCCCAGGCGUCAUCGGAGAAGCAGGAGGCUCUUCUGGAGAAUGUGACGCGUCUGGGAGAUCGCUCUGAAGCUCUGCAGGAGUCUCUCGGCCAGCUGCCUUCCCAAAGCGACCUGCUGGAGAACAUCUGGAAGCUGGAGCGCCUCUUCCACAACCACAGCGAAGAGCUGAGGCAGCUAGGACGCCUGGUGCAGGGUCUGGAGCGGGACAUCCGCGAUCUGCAGGCGUUUAGCGAACAUGCCACGGGCUCUAUGGCCCAGAUGGAGGAGCAGGUGGGAAGUAGCCGGAGAAACAGCAGCGCUCUAGGAGCAGCUCUGGCCCGAGCCACCGCCUCCAUCCACAGUCAGGAUGCUGCACUGCGUGAGACGGUGGGUCGAGUGGACAUCCUUCGCCAGAAAUUGGACGAGGUGGACUGGACCAUGGGCUCCAUCAACCACUCGCUCAGCAGCCACGUCAGCACCCAGUGGCUGCAGAUGGAGCUGCUUCAGGUGCAGCUGGGCAACGUAACCCAGGACGCCAGGAGUGCCAAGAUCAUGCAGAUCCAUCUGGAGGAGCAGAUGAGGAACGAGCUCGAGAUUCUCAACGUCAUCACUGAGGACCUGAGGCUCAAAGACUGGGAGCACUCCAUGGCCCUGAAGAACAUCACCAUCAUCGAAGGCCCACCAGGACCAAAAGGUGAGAAGGGAGACGUGGGGCCUUUAGGGCCUGCUGGAAUCCCUGGCCUGACGGGCUUUAGAGGUAUACCAGGAGAAAAAGGCAUCCAGGGCUCACAAGGACUUAGUGGUGUCGAUGGCCAAAAUGGGGAGAAAGGAGACACUGGACCAAUGGGACCCAAAGGCCAGAGAGGAGAACGAGGACCCAAAGGAGAGAAAGGGGACCGAGGGGACCAAGGAGGCAAGACAGUGGAAAACAUUCUGGUGCGUUUGGUGAACGGCUCAGGGGCACACGAAGGCCGGGUGGAGGUGUUUCACGAGGGCCGCUGGGGGACGGUGUGUGACGACGUGUGGGAUAAGAAGGACGGGGACGUGGUGUGCAGGAUGCUGGGAUUCCGCGGAGCACGAGAGGUUCACAAAACCAGACGGUUCGGACAAGGUACGGGGCUGAUCUGGAUGGAUGACGUGGCGUGUAUCGGCACCGAGGACACCAUCCACCAGUGCAAGUUCUCCGGCUGGGGCAAAACCAACUGCGGUCACGUCGAGGACGCCGGCGUGACGUGCAACACUUAACCCUCCCCCCUGCCCCCUCCCCAUUGUUUCUGCUGAAUGGGGCUUCUUAACAUUCAGGACUGCAGCGCAGCAGCUGAUUGGCUGAGAGAGUUACGCAGAAGAAGCUGUCCCUCUCCGGGCCACCGUAAAAAGACAAGAGAAUCCGUUUGGGCCUCAUUUUCAGCAGGGAGGUGUUGGGGAUUCGUCCAGCUUCCACAGAGCCAACGGGGACUGACGCCAGACAAACAACCAGGCUGGUACACGUACAGCCUUUAGUAAAAAGGACUGGAUUUACAUCCUAAAGCCUGUUGCCUUUUACUUAUGAAAAAAAAAAAACAGUAACAGAUUUUAUAGUAGCGCACUUUUAUUACCGUCUUUUCCUAGUGACCUCAUAUUUGACGAAGCACAGCCAAAUCCACUCCUCUGCUUAAAAAUGUAGGCUGGGAACAGGAAGUGUGUAUGAACUGCAGCAGUAUUAACAGAUAGAGUAUCUGUACCAUAUGCCAUAAAGGGAAGAGAGUCACGCUGGUUUACUUGAAGUUCAGUACUUUGUGCCUUUGAUAUUUCCUAGUCAGUAUUCGCUCAUCAGCAUCGCGCUCUGCCUCACACACACACACACACACACACACACAAACCUCUUUUCGAGUGUCUUCACUGGAAGACGAGUAACCCAAUUCAGUGUUGAUUGCAGACUUUAUAGCAGGGAGGAAAUUUCUGGAAAUCUUCCCGCCUGCAUGUUUUCGUGCCAAAUCCCGUCUGGCUCAUCUGGCUUGAGUACUGAGACACUCGUACGGGGCUUGAUUAGUUAGAGUAGGACUGGAACGAAACCUCUCAUUAGGGCACAUCUCCAGGCAUCAGGGUGGGAUAAUGGCUUACAUUUCAUCAUGCACAUCCUCAGGCUUAAGGGGAAAAAAAAAAAUCUCUCUCUUAUACAGUUUGUUUCUUUAUCGCAAAUGUAGCAGAUCAGCCCAGAUAUGUUUGGUGUCCGAAGUCAGCUCUUUUAGUUUUGUACUUUAGCAACAACACUAACACAUGUAGCUAACAUCACACACACUCACCUAAGAGAUAUUCUCAUAACACCUUUUCUCCUUUAGCACAUCCUCAGCUUCUUUAAAAGCAGAAUAAGUUAAUAUUUAAUAACAAAAAUGAAACUGGAGCUAUAUUCCCUAAAUCACUAAUGUUCACAUUUUAGGCCACGCCCCCUAGCCGAGAUAAUAAAAUGAGUGUGUAAGUGAUGUAGGAUUUAGGCAUAUAGUUUAAAUGGUAGCUACAAGAUUCUCAGCUCAGGACUUAAACAAAAACAAACCACCCUGCGUUCACACUGACAAAGUGACAUUGAGACAUUUUCCGCGUCUCUACCUGCGUGACACAGAGCCGUGAUUUCAGCCACAUCUGAAUUUAGAUUUUCUCAAUUCUAUGCAAAUUAGGAAUGCUGUAAAGCGACAAAUCCAAACAUCUAGCUCGAACGAUUCCUCGGUUCCUCAGUCGCAACAUUAGAUCCUACCUAUAUUCCUACCUGUCAAAUGUUUAACCAUGGCGUCGUCUUAUCCUGUCAUAAACAACCUUUCAUUAAGCAUGUAUAGAGACUUUACCACUAAAAAGAAAGCUAUUACAGUUAGCUUGCUUUGCUAAUCUGUGCACGAAGCUAGUAAUAUGUAAAUCAAACAGCCAGUGAUUCACGCUGAUUAAACUCGCACCAUUUAAUUUGUAUUUAGCUAGUUAGCUUUAGAAGCUGUAUAUAGCUACUACUACCAUUUCUCAUCUGAUGUAAACAAACAAAAAUAAAAAACGCUGGCCAUGCCACGCCCACAGGAGACAUUGCAACUCUAAACGACAUGAGCGACUUGUCACUAGAGUGAACAUCAGAUCAGACAGCAAACAUAUGAUUCUGGUCAACUGACUACAUAAAUUCAGUAUAAGGAACAAAUCUGUGUUUCAGUUUUCACUGAUUUAUCACGCUGAUGUCUAUUUGAGAUGAACGUAUCUGUACACGCGUAUCUGAUGAUCUCUGAUGAUGUUUUUUUUUUAAGAGCAAUGUGUGUGAUGUAACAGUCGCACAAGAGCGAGUGAAUAGGUUUUGACUGCUCGAGUUUCAACACUCACCUCACGUUUCCUUAAGUGCCUCUUUCCACAUCAGGCUGACUGAAGCCGAUAAUCAUCCACCAAAGACGACACACACCUCUGAGCCGAGCGUUUGUCUGCAGCGUCUCUCGCACAACCACCUACAGAGACAAACAAGCCUCUCACACACUUAGAACUUCUCCUGUUUCCUUAAACUUCUUAAAGUUAUUUUUAUACUCUUACCUCAAACAUUUUUUAAACACAUUGAUAAAUUAUCAUACUUUUGUACUAUAAGAUGCAAAUCCUAAAAUCCUUUCUGGUUAAAGAAACAUAAUUAACGUCUUGCAGUUUGGGAAAACCUGCCAUUAAAAAAAGAAAAAAAAAAAGAUGAAAAAACAUUUUUUUGGUCAAAAUUGGGUUUUCCGCUAAUAAUGUAACGGCACCUCAACUUUAAGAAAUGCUUAUAUUUACUUUUUUGAUCUCGUCUUAGUGUUUUUUUU